Molecule: messenger RNA, 1821 nt
Organism: Clavispora lusitaniae ATCC 42720
Lineage: Eukaryota; Fungi; Ascomycota; Pichiomycetes; Serinales; Metschnikowiaceae
Gene: XKS1
Product: xylulokinase
Biological process (GO): phosphorylation; xylulose metabolic process
Cellular component (GO): cytosol
Molecular function (GO): D-xylulokinase activity
Source: RefSeq, a predicted model, not a curated record
AUGACUUUUGAGAAAGAAAACUUGUACUUGGGGUUUGAUUUGUCCACCCAACAACUAAAGGUUAUUGUGACCAACGAAAGGUUGCAAGCGGUGAAAACCUACCAUGUCGAGUUUGAUAAUGUCUACAAGGAAAAAUACCACAUCAAGAAGGGCGUCCGUUCCAAUCCAACUUCAGGCGAAAUUCUUUCGCCAGUGCAUAUGUGGCUCGAAGCCAUUGACUAUGUGUUUGGCCAAAUGAAACAAGAUGGGUUCCCUUUCAACCAAGUACGUGGUAUGUCGGGCUCUGGAAUGCAGCAUGGCUCCAUUUAUUGGUCAAAAGCCGCAGGAGAAAAGUUACUGUCGAUGGUAUCUUCAGCUACGUUAUCCGAAGCUUUGGACGGCGCCUUUGCAUGGGACCUAUCUCCAAACUGGCAAGAUCACUCGACAGGCCAACAGAUCAAAGACUUUGAGAAAGUGGCAGGCGGUCCGGAUGGGCUUGCUCUCAGAACAGGAUCCCGUGCCCACUACAGAUUCACAGGCUUACAAAUACGUAAAUUGGCUGUAUCCUCGGAAUCAAAUGUGUACAAACAAACCGAACGGAUUUCUCUUGUGUCAAGCUUUUUGGCAUCGGUAUUGUUGGGCCAGAUCACCACAAUCGAAGAGGCGGAUGCUUGUGGUAUGAAUGUUUAUAACAUAGCAGAAAGGGCUUACGACGAGGAGUUGUUGGCUGUCGCGGCAGGAGUACAUCCUCAAUUGGAUGGUGCUUCGGAAAAGGAAUCCCAAUCUGGAGUGGAGGAGUUGAAGAGAAAAUUGGGUGAAAUCAACCCUGUGUCAUACGAGUCUUUGGGUAAGAUAUCACCAUACUUUGUUGAGAAAUACGGGUUCCCUAAAGAUGCAAACAUCUACUCCUUCACAGGAGACAAUCUUGCUACAAUUAUUUCUUUGCCAUUAAAUCAAAAUGAUGUCUUGGUUUCGUUGGGUACAUCGACUACCGUCCUUUUGGUGACAGAAAAUUACUCACCGUCGUCGCAGUACCAUUUGUUCAAACACCCAACUAUGAAAAAUGCCUACAUGGGUAUGAUCUGCUACUGUAAUGGCGCCUUGGCUCGCGAAAAUGUCCGCAAUGACUUGAAUGAAAAAUAUCAUGUGGAUCACGAUUCAUGGGAGAAGUUCAAUGAAUUGUUGGACAAAUCUCAAGAUUUUGACAAAAAGCUAGGAAUUUACUUCCCAUUGGGCGAAAUUGUUCCCAACGCAGCUGCUCAAUUCAAAAGAUGUCUCCUCACCCCCGAGGGAGCGGUGAAAGAGGUUGAGGAAUGGCCUAUUGAAAAUGAUGUGACCUCUAUUGUUGAAUCGCAGACCAUCAGCUGCAGAAUGAGAGCAGGCCCCAUGUUGGCAAGUUCAGAAGAUGUGCGUGGUAAGGAAGAGGAGGACACACAGUUAAGAAAAUUGUACAAUGACUUAACUGCCCAAUUUGGAGACAUUUAUACCGAUGGGAAACAACAGACAUUCUACUCUUUAACCUCAAGACCUCAUCAAAUUUACUUUGUUGGCGGGGCUUCUCGCAAUAAGAGCAUUAUUAGAAAGAUGGGAUCUAUCAUGGGUGCUACUAAUGGUAAUUACCAAGUGGAAAUCCCCAAUGCCUGUGCUUUAGGAGGCGCUUUCAAAGCCAGCUGGAGUUACGAAUGUGAAAAGCAAGGCACUUGGCUCGAUUUCAACACCUACUUGAACAAAAACUUCGAUUUUGGUGAAGUUGAAAAGAUCGAUGUUGACGACAAAUGGGCCAAUUAUUUUCCAGCAAUGGGCAUGUUGGCAAAGAUGGAGUCUUCGUUGAAACAUGACUAA